AUGGCGGGGAGAAUGAGAAGAUGGACUGGAAGGGAUCUGAAUGUAAGAAGAGAGUGUGUUAGGAUCAUCUAUGAAAGAGUGGCAAAACCUGCACUACUAUACGGGGUACAGGUGUGGGGUGCCAGAGUGAAUGAUAGCAGGAUACGACGACAGAUACUAGCCGCGCAGAGACCUUUUCUGCUGGUGAUAAGUGGGGCAUACAAAACGACUGCCAAUGCUGCACUAGCAGUACUGGCGGGGGUAGCCCCACUCAACAUAGAGGCGGCGGUUAGAUAUCAGGAAUGGAUGGAGAAUGGAAGGGAGAAGAAUGGAGCAAGAGUGACAGAGAAAGAAAGGGUAUCACCAUGGAACGCCGGGAGAGUACUGGAGAAUUGUGAUAACAUGACCGAGGUAUAUGUGGACGCUAGUAGGACAGAUGACGGGAGAAUGAGCGUAGGCUGGGCAUACAAAGAAAGGAAUGAAU
Molecule: messenger RNA, 463 nt
Organism: Leptinotarsa decemlineata (Colorado potato beetle)
Lineage: Eukaryota; Metazoa; Arthropoda; Insecta; Coleoptera; Chrysomelidae
Product: large subunit ribosomal RNA
Source: RefSeq, a predicted model, not a curated record